GUCAGCAUCAAUUUAAGGGACAAUUCUCUCAAUGGGAUAAUUCCUAUGUCUCUGUUUUUGCUCCCAUUGCUACAACAUAUACAGUUCUCCAACAACAACUUUCAAGGUCAGCUAGCUGCCAUAUCAAGGCGGGCUUAAGAUCCUUCAACUGUCUUCCAACAAGUUCAAUGGCAUGCUGCGGCUGGAUAUGUUUGAGAGACUUCAAAAUCUAACUACGUUAGAUCUUUCAAACAACAACUUGUCAAUUGACGCAAAUGUUAAGAAUGCCAACUGGUUAUUCUUUCCCAACAUGACUAGUGUGAAGUUGGCAUCUUGCAAGUUGAGACAAUUCCCAAGUUUCUUCAGAAAUAUGUCCAGAUUAACCAAUCUAGACCUCUCGAACAAUGAAAUUAAAGGAAAAAUACCCAAGUGGAUUUGGGAGCUUGGCUAUCUUGGUCAAUUAAAUCUUUCUCACAAUUCAAUUCAGGAGAUAGAAAGAGUCCCACAUAAUCUUGGCCCUAACAAUUUGUUUGUGCUUGACCUCCAUGAGAACAACCUCCAAGGCACACUUCCAGCAUUUCCAAAGUCUGCCUCUUAUUUGGACUAUUCUUGUAAUAAUUUCAGCUAUGUUGUCCCCCCUGACAUCGGUAACUAUCUGAAUUUCACAAUUUUUCUUUCUCUGUCACACAAUGCUCUCUAUGAAAGAAUCCCUGAUUCCAUCUGCAGUGCUUCAUAUCUUCAAGUGCUUGAUCUUUCCUACAACAACUUUAAUGGGGCGAUUCCACAUUGUCUAGCAAAAAUUGAGACUCUUGGUGUAUUGAAUUUAGAAAAAAACAAUCUCAGUGGCAAAAUUCCUGAUACUUUUCAAGCUUCAUGUGCUCUUAAGACUCUCGAUCUUAGUGGUAAUAAUUUACAAGGGCCAAUUCCAAAUUCUCUGUCCAAGUGCACCACACUAGAGGUGUUAGACCUUGGAAAUAACAAGAUGGAUGAUCGAUUUCCAUGCUCGUUGAAGAUAAUACCUACACUCCGGGUCCUGAUUUUGCGAAACAACAAUUUCCAUGGUCCUAUUGGAUGUCCAAAUAUGAAGGGAAUGAAUUGGACGAUGCUUCAAAUUGUGGAUCUAGCACUCAACAAUUUUAAUGGAAAGCUGCCAGGAGAAUGUUUUCCGACUUGGAAGGCAAUGAUGCUUGACGAAGAUAAAAUAGCGUCAAAGGAAAUUUCGAUCCACUUCAAUUUCUUUAGAUUUAGUCAAGUGAUCAAUUAUCAGAACCGAGAGAUAAUUACCAUGAAAGGUCAGGAGAUGAACUUGAUUAAAAUUCUAACUAUCUUCACGUCUAUUGACUUUUCAUCCAAUCGUAUUGAAGGGUCAAUACCAGAAGAGAUGAUGAAUUUUACAGCACUCCACGGGCUCAACCUUUCAAAUAAUAAUCUCUCAGGCCUCAUCCCAUCAUCCAUAGGGAAAUUGAAAGAUCUUGAAUCCUUGGACUUGUCAAACAACUCUUUUACCGGAAAGAUUCCAUCACAGCUAGCAAGUUUGUCUUUCCUUUCAUUUAUGAACCUCUCCUGUAAUCACUUGGCAGGGAAAAUCCCAAUAGGCACUCAACUACAAUCAUUCGACGCAUCUUCUUUCGUUGAUAAUAAAGGAUUAUGUGGACCUCCUUUAGUUAGCAAGUGUAGCAGGGAUGAGAGAGGUUCAAAAAAUGGUUGGACAAGUGUUGCAUCCGCGGAUUCAGGGGUUGAAUUUGAUUGGCAGUUUGUAUUUAAAGGAGUGGGUUUUGGGGUUGGAUCAGGAUUGGUCGUUGCUCUCUUGAUGUUUUGGGAUGAAGGGAGGAGCUGGAGCAACAACAGCAUCGAAAAAGUUCUUCUAUUGAUUCUUACUAUGAUUGACUUGGUUACACCCACGAGGGUUUAUGAGGUGGAGAAUGAUAUUGAAGAACAUAAAUCAGGCAUGGCAAGGGAGAAUAAUCAUCACAAUGAAGAAGAUUGUAAUUUUGAUUGUCUAAACUUUGGAGGGAAGUACUGUGUUUUCUGCUCCAAGCUUGGCAUGAGUAUGAAUAAGCCCAGUCAUGACACAUCGUGUACAUGCCAUCUCUCAACAUCAGCUUCACCAUCUACUGGUUCUUCAGAGUCAGAUACCGAUUCCUCUUAGUCACAUUCACUAUGAAAGCUUGCUCUUCUUUUUCUGUUUUGUUCCUUCGCUCCGUGUUGUGUUGUACACACACCACCCAUGUGUAUAAUGAAGCUACUUAAUAAUGAAAAACAACAAUGAGAAUAAACAAUUAAUGAAGUCGCUUUUACUUUGUUUUCGGUGUCUUAUGUGGUAUCAUGUGAUCGACAAAUUAGUAAAAUGCUGCCAAUGCUCAUUCAGGACUUUCAUCAAACAGUUUGAGGCCCCGUUGAUACCCUCACUUGGGCACCAAAAAUUGCAUUUGAAGAAGAUAAGAGCGAAUCUCAGGGUAGCUAGGGAAAAGGAGCUGCUAUAGAAUUCACACUUCACAGGAUAGAGAGACCGAAGUGAUUCUCUUCAGCUUUUUUUCACUUUUUCGUUUUCUUAAUUCUUUCGUCAUAAGUUUGGUUAUAUUUAUUU
This is a messenger RNA of Prosopis cineraria, 2566 nucleotides long. Its product is annotated as receptor-like protein 33. The transcript is spliced from 2 exons. Bases 173 to 2128 code for a protein of 651 amino acids. Lineage: Eukaryota; Viridiplantae; Streptophyta; Magnoliopsida; Fabales; Fabaceae. Gene Ontology annotation, molecular function: protein binding. The record is from RefSeq and is a predicted model, not a curated record.